This is a messenger RNA of Annulohypoxylon truncatum, 1374 nucleotides long. Its product is annotated as putative NADP(+)-dependent dehydrogenase. The record is from RefSeq and is a predicted model, not a curated record. The coding region runs from base 310 to 1113 and encodes 267 amino acids. The transcript is spliced from 3 exons. Gene Ontology annotation, molecular function: oxidoreductase activity. Lineage: Eukaryota; Fungi; Ascomycota; Sordariomycetes; Xylariales; Hypoxylaceae.
GGUUCAAUGUUCCCCCCUCGGAUCGUCGAUAUUGCAGCUUCGUGUGGGGUUAUCUAAGAUCAAGUAGCAUCCAUGAAUCCAUGUGGGAGUAGACGGCUACAUACCAGGUAGGUACCGAAUGAAUUUCCCGGACGGAUACCUUAUGGAAUCUGGUGUUACCCCGUUUGAACACCUAGGUGCCUUGACUUGAACCGUAAAAUGCUACCGGUAGGCGAAUUAACGAUCUUGGGAUAAUCAACUGGGUCUGUAAACAGGCCAGCGUCGACUAUUUCCAGUGCUAUCAUCGCUUCAAACUCAUCAGAAAGAGAAAUGUCUUUUCCGUACAAAAACGUGCUCCUAAUCGGCGCCACGGCGGGCAUCGGCCAGGCAUUAGCCGAGCGCAUGAUCGAGAAUGGCAUCUUCGUCAUUGGCGUCGGCCGCCGAAAGGAGAGGCUCGACGCAUUCGUAGCCAAGCACGGCCCCGAAAAGGCGGCGGCAUCGCAAUUCGACAUUACCGACUUCGACAAGAUCGAGGCGUGGGUCCAACAAAUCACCACCGCGUACCCCCUCAUCGACGCCGUGAUCCUCAACUCGGGUAUCCAACGCACCCUCGACUUCACCAAGCCUACGGCCAUCGACCUGCCCCGCACCAUGCAGGAGCUGGGCACGAACUACACCUCUUACCUAUACCUGAUCACGUACCUACUCCCACACCUACAAUCGCUGGCCCCCAAGCCGGCGGCCCUAGUCGGCGUGACAUCGGGCCUAGCCCUCGUCCCGCUGCCGCGGUGCGGCAACUACUGCGCGACGAAGGCGGCGCUGCACUCGCUGCUCUGGUCGAUCCGGGCGCAGCUCAGCUACGACGCGAAAAGCCAGCACAUCGAGGUCAUAGAGAUCCUGCCGCCGGCCGUGCAGACGGAGCUGCACUCGCAGCAGAAGGAGCUGGUGGCUAUCGGGGAGGGGAAUAUCGGGAUUCCCCUUGAGCAGUUCUUGGACGAGGCGUGGGCGGGGCUGACGAGGGGGGAUGAGGAGAUUCCGGUGGGUAUUGUGAAGGAUAGGUUCGAUGUGACGGAGGAGCCGCGGCGUGCGCAGUUUAGGAGGAUUGUGGAGGCGUUUAUGGGGAAGAAGAAGUGACUAUCGCGUGGAUCGAGAUUAUGAGGCUUGAGGAAUACUAGUGUCGUGACUGAGAGGUGCUCCGAAUAGACAAAUGAAGAAGCUCUAGAUCUAACGUGAUACGUACUAUAGCGAAGGGUUAAAUCUCGAGAUUUUUUAAUAAAUUGACCGCGGCUUGACUGAAGUGACUGUAAGUGUAAAAUAACUGGAAUCCAUCAUGAUAGGUCGUUGCUUACCAGACAACGAUAUUGCCAAGAACCAGUGCACAAAACCCUUAGCGCA